Molecule: messenger RNA, 231 nt
Organism: Loa loa (African eye worm)
Lineage: Eukaryota; Metazoa; Nematoda; Chromadorea; Rhabditida; Onchocercidae
Exons: 1
Coding region: 1-231 (76 amino acids)
Source: RefSeq, a predicted model, not a curated record
AUGUCUUAUUUUCGGAAAAACACGGCAAGUUUGGAGGCUCGAUGCGGCCAGCCGCUGCUCCCCACCGACGUGCUGAGCGGCGACGAGGCCGGAAAAUGGCCAGCACAAAAUGGGGUGGGCCUAAAGCCCCAUCCAGAGUUCGCCGCGGCUGCAGAAAGCGCCGGCACUAGUGCUCCUUGUAGUUGCGGCAAGGCUGAACUAGGUCUUAUUUCAGGGAAGGGCUUUUAUUAA